UUUUUUUUGUUUUUGUUUAACCCUUUCCAGUCUGCCAAGAUUUUUAACUACGCUGGCUGGAAGAAGACCUGCAAUGCGAUCUUCAUCGUGUUCGCCGCGGUCUUCAUCAUCACCAGGCUGGUCAUCUUCCCCUUCUGGAUCCUGCACUGCACUGUGGUGUACCCCUUGUCCAUUUACCCCCCCUUCUUCGUGUAUUACUUCUUCAACGGGCUGCUGAUGGUGCUGCAGCUGCUGCACCUGUUCUGGGCUGCGCUCAUCCUCCGCAUGGCGCACAAGUUCGUGACCGGCAAGUUCGUGGACGACGAGCGAAGCGACAAAGAGGAGACUGAUAAUUCCGAAGAGGAGGAGGAGGAGGAGGAGAAGAAGAAGAAGAGAGGCAGGGUGAGGGAAGUCAAGGAGACUCCCCGGAACGGGCCUGUGCAAAACGGACACCCCACCACCACCAACAACAACAACCGAAAAAACAACUAGA
Polyodon spathula (Mississippi paddlefish) is the source of this 472-nucleotide messenger RNA. RefSeq names its product ceramide synthase 2-like. Gene Ontology annotation, molecular function: sphingosine N-acyltransferase activity. Gene Ontology annotation, biological process: ceramide biosynthetic process. The transcript has 3 exons. The annotation marks the transcript as partial. NCBI's taxonomy places the organism in Eukaryota, Metazoa, Chordata, Actinopteri, Acipenseriformes, Polyodontidae. The record is from RefSeq and is a predicted model, not a curated record. Gene Ontology annotation, cellular component: membrane.